Molecule: messenger RNA, 411 nt
Organism: Botrytis byssoidea
Lineage: Eukaryota; Fungi; Ascomycota; Leotiomycetes; Helotiales; Sclerotiniaceae
Exons: 2
Coding region: 1-411 (136 amino acids)
Source: RefSeq, a predicted model, not a curated record
AUGGCUAUGGCUACGGUUGCCGUGGUGUUCUAUCUGCUACUGGACUUACCGAAAAUGCUUGGAAGAGGGGAGAAGAGAAAUGAAGGAAUCUUAGCAUCCGAGAGUUGUAAGAAAUAUGCAGGGAAAGUUGACACUCCGGAUGUGUAUCUCUCAAUUGGAUUUGACCCCAUCACAGAGAACGAUACUCCUCGACUCCCGGCUGAUAUUGUAUCGGCAAUGGGGCAUGGUAAGAGGAAACUUGUCUUGACUCUUCCCUGGCCAGAAGAAUACUCAAACCUUGAAGAUGUUGAAGUCUUCAAGUCCGCGGCUGCUCUUCUUGGUACUAAUGCUCAAGAUAUGCGUGCAUUAUCUUUCAAUGAUUUCAUGAAAGAUGCUUUGGAGAGGGAUAUGUGGUUAUCGCUUCGCCGGUAG